Aspergillus campestris IBT 28561 is the source of this 297-nucleotide messenger RNA. RefSeq lists its product as uncharacterized. The coding region runs from base 1 to 297 and encodes 98 amino acids. The record is from RefSeq and is a predicted model, not a curated record. The transcript has 3 exons. NCBI's taxonomy places the organism in Eukaryota, Fungi, Ascomycota, Eurotiomycetes, Eurotiales, Aspergillaceae.
AUGAAGCCCACAAGCAUUAUCCUCCCCCUGGGUCUCCUCAUCACCAACGCCCUAGCCGUCGACGUUACAAUCACCAUGGCAGGUGGAACAACCGACCUCCGACACCUCCCCACCACGGGAGAGUGCAUCGACUUAUUCCAGGGAACACACCAUGCCAAACUUCACGGCGGAGACAAGGGUACUCUUUGUGUUUUCUGGCUAGACUCCGGAUGCACGGGUCCUCCGGUUGGGGCGAUCUCGACGCAGAGUCGUGAUAGUGAUAUGGUUGACUCGGCGAAUGGGGCUCGCUGUCAUUGA